UAGCCCAGCCAACCAGACACACCGGUCCACAGAUACUGACAUACAGAGGACCCUGUGGAAGACAUAUCUUCUGUUUUGCUGGGUGGAAGUAAGUGUGUGAGAGGGCCAAAACAUGGACAUCCUUGACACCCAUGCCUAUGACCGGCGGCAACGCAGGAACACGUCCUGCGUCCUCUUUCUUUCUCUCCUCCCUUUCUUUGCUUCUGCAGCACUAUUCUUCUACCUAUGGAUUCCAGAAUCUACACCUUCUCUUCUGGCUGCUGGUGUAAAGGCCGCCCCUGUGAUAUCAUUGGCUCUUAUGGUGCUUAGUUACAAUGGAGGGAGGAGCCUGCUGGGCGUGGCCGGAGGGUUGCUGUUGUCAUCUGGUGGGGACAUCUGUCUUAUUUGGCCAGGACUCUUUCUCCAUGGAAUGGGCUUCUUUGCUCUGGCCCACCUGAUGUACUCCCUAUCCUUCCUGUCCUCACGUUACACAGCUCAUUCCUAUCCUUCGUCUGGGAUCUAUAUCGUCUAUCUGCUGCAGUGGGGUAUAACUGGUGCGGCCUACGUCUACCUGCUGCCCUUCCUUCAGAAUUCUCCAGAGCCCAAUAUCUUCGUUCCAGCUGUAGGAGCUUACGCGUUCCUCAUUGUUCUCAUGGCCACUCUGGGGGCACGUACCCGGCACUCACUGGUCAUGCUGGGCGGCCUGGUCUUCAUGACCUCUGACCUCAGUCUCGCACUGCAGCAUUUCAAGGUUGUCGAGUCUCUGGAGUACGGGAGGCACAUUGUCAUGAUAACGUAUUACCUGGCCCAGCUGCUGAUUGCUGUGGGUGAUGUGAAGGCCACCAUGGCGGAAGAGGGUGGAGACUUCAGCAAAUGGAAGAAAUCAUAGGUUCAGCACAGACUUGCAGACAUGGACAUAAGUAUCAGAGUAAUGCAGAUUCACACAAAUUCUGGGACUUUAGGAGAUUUGAUAAAACUUCAAAAUGCUGUUUCCAGAAGGUUCUGAGCCUAUAUAUGUACUGUAUGAUCACAGGAUUUGCACAAUCUCUGUAUUGUUUAAGUGUGUCCAUUGUUGUCAACCUAAAUUAUUCAUAUUGUAAUGGCGCUAUUCAUUGUGAAAAUAUGUCAACAACUAUUAUAAACUUACUACAAAUACAACGGUAUUUGACGAUAUACACUAUAUAGACAAAAGUAUCGCUAAUUUAUUGUUUCUCUGAAAUAAGUGUAUUAAAAUUUUUUA
Molecule: messenger RNA, 1219 nt
Organism: Astyanax mexicanus (Mexican tetra)
Lineage: Eukaryota; Metazoa; Chordata; Actinopteri; Characiformes; Acestrorhamphidae
Gene: tmem86b
Product: transmembrane protein 86B
Exons: 3
Coding region: 113-868 (251 amino acids)
Cellular component (GO): membrane
Source: RefSeq, a predicted model, not a curated record